Molecule: messenger RNA, 3382 nt
Organism: Syngnathus acus (greater pipefish)
Lineage: Eukaryota; Metazoa; Chordata; Actinopteri; Syngnathiformes; Syngnathidae
Gene: fancc
Product: FA complementation group C
Exons: 16
Coding region: 102-1883 (593 amino acids)
Biological process (GO): nucleotide-excision repair; interstrand cross-link repair; cellular response to oxidative stress
Cellular component (GO): Fanconi anaemia nuclear complex
Source: RefSeq, a predicted model, not a curated record
GGACUAAUUAACUUGAUUUCUUUAGUGUAAAAUGAAAGCGAUACAUUCAAUAUGCUACGAUUUUGUCUAGCUAUUCAAGGGAUCCUCGUUCAAACUGAACCAUGUCUCAAUCAGUGGUCCGAGUGCAGCAAACAGAGAUGCAGUUGUGGCUGGACAAAGUUGAGGCUUGGGGCCAAGCCGACAGCGUGGACGUUCACAAAGAUGCAUGCGCUCAUCUGUGUUCGCUGAGGGAUUUCCUCCAGCGACUUCUCAUGCACAUUGACAACAUGGGUUCCACAACAGAGACUAUGAAGAAGAUGCCUUUUCUUGGCCAGAUUGUGGGCCGCUUGUGCUGGAACCCCGUUGUCACUGCUGACGUUGAAAGCAGUGGGCUGAUCUUCCAGUGUCUGUGGGCGCUAUACUCUGAGCAGCCGGCCAAUGCUUUGGAAAGAAAGGCUAACCAGUGGAUACAGAAACUGUUGUGUCAACUUGCCACCGAAGAUGACGAAUCACUAGCCAAUUCUUUGCUCCAACAUUUACAUGUGUCGCCAACUCAGUACCGCCUCCAAGUCCUCAGAAAGGUGGUGGCACAGUUGCAGAAAGACAUUGGAAAAAGCUGCAGUUCACUGGGAGACAGAAAUGAGAGGUGUUCAUGUGAUAGGAUGGUGGCGACAUGCGAGGCUUGCGUUCCCCUGGUUACCUGCCCCGAGGUUGCUCCUCUCAUUGGAACUUUGCUGCAGCGGUCACUAACAUGUGCACAAGCAACUCUCCCGUAUGACUUCCUGGAUGCUCUAAGCUCUGCCUAUAGCAGUGGUCGCUUGUCACUGGAGGACCGGGCUGUCGUGGCCCUGUGGUAUCACAGCCUGCCCAGCCUGGAGGAGACGGUGCUCGGUCUGCUGGAGUCCACCAUCUUCGCUGACGCGCCGCCGUCACCGCAACAGCUCAAGCGGCAAAUAGCGCAGUCGCUGCUGCCCAAGGCCUGUGCUCAACACUGCUCCAUCUUCUUGGUGGUGAAUGACAUCUUUCGGUCUGUCCUCAAGAAACAGGAGGAUCACCCGUGCAUUCGGGAUCUCAUCCAAAGCUUUACCAGCUGCUUCUAUAGGGAACUGACAGUGUUGCAUACACAGACAUCUUUGAAGGCCUUCUUCCCUCAUUCUCCCCCAAAUCUGCUGCUUCCGCUCUUGACCCAGCCGUCAGAGGCGUCUGGGGAGGCUCGCACACGUCACCUGAACUGGCUCAGCAACUCAUUACGAAGACUGACAGAGGAAGCGGAGGCAGAUGGCGGCGGCGGCAGCGGCGGUGGUGGUGUUGGCGUAGUGUUUGAGGCCUGGUUCCUGCUGGUCCAGUGUUCUCAUUGGGUCCACGAGGCCUUCCAGUUGCUGGCCACCGCCGAGCCCCGAGACUGCCACCCCUCGCUGUGGCUCCUGACCUUCUACCACCAUCCCACCAACAGGGGGCACCAAAGGAAUCAACGACUGGUACGUGUGCAACAAAUCUGGGAGCAGAUGCGCAUCCUUUUCUCAGAUGAUCAUCUCGACCCCGGGGAGCAACUCCGCGAUGCGCUGGCCGUCAUUUCCGCGAGCGCUCGACGACCAUCGCCGUUACUGACCCUCGGCCUGGCGCUCAACUGCGCCGUUUUCUCCCACCGGUCGCACGGCGUCUCUGCUCGCAUCGUGUGCACGGUGGCGGCUGCGUCCGGUCCGCUCAGUGAAGCAUUACGAGUCCUGAGCCUGCUGGAGCGUCGGCUCAGCACGGGAAGCGGCGACGGCCCCUCAUCCGGUGACCCCUGCGCGACCUCUGUCAGGAUCCGUCAGCUUCAGAACGCGCUCGCCAUCCCUACACCACCACAGCAACUGGAUGUCACUCGUGCGGGAUACGCCCACCUCUCGCAUUCACCCAGUUAGCAGCCUUGGCCAGACUGUCGGAUCCCCACAAACAUUCCGAGUGGUCCACACGGUUGCCCCACCCUCUCACGACCUCCUGUCAUCUUCUCGUUUGUUGUCAGCAGCCUUGGAGAAGAGAGAAAGAGGGGUGCCCAUUAUGGAGCCGGCGUGACAAGGCACAUGUUUGAGUGUAUACAGGACUUUUACAUUCCCUCGAAUAGAAUCGACAAUCAUUUGGAAGAUUGAUACACACCAUUUUGGUCUACUCAUGUGACUGUUGUUGGUCAGUGAACUGGACGCCUGUUCCUGCUGAACUGAGCCAGUGGUUAUGUACGACUGAUUAUCAGCUCAGUAGGCACAGGCGGCCAAGCCCAUUUCUUGCUGCCUAUCAAUCAUAUGCUGCAUUUUAUGAUAUGAUUCAUGUCUGGGGGUCCUUCGUGCAGUUAGUGAAAGGUGAAGCCAACUCUGUUUUGAGACCUCAACGCUCACUCACCUUGUAUUGUUUUAAAAAAGUCAUAAACCAUUCAAACAUCAACCUUAAAUCCAUCGAGUGCUUUGCCACUAUCAACAGUUUGAUUGCGCAAAUGAAGAGACGCCUUUCUGGUCUUGUGCCAUUAGGGCAUCAUAAAUCACAGAGGCUUCUCCAGUAUAUAUGUGGGCACUGAUGGCUGUCAUAUGGCCAUUGCUCUCUUUAACGGCCCUUUGAUGGCCAUUAGUCUUUUAAUAGGCCCUAAAUAUAGGUGGACUGAUGACACGCUCCGCACGGACCUCAUUUUUAAUUCACACAUCCGUGCUCGUUUAGACGGAUGGCACCCUCUGCCACACGCGCCACUUGAAUGUCCUAUAUAUGGACGCCUUCAUCAAUGCGUCAAUCACUCAGGAGUUGGUGGGAAGCCCCUUUUCUGCUAUUCCUUUUCUUUUGUGGACAAUGUUCUCCUCAGGUGCAGAACUUAGCCACUGUGAACAAAGAGGAAAUCAAUCACUGUUCACCAAUCAGCUAAGCUCUGUGCCUGGCUGGAGACAACACACACAUGACCUGUUUAAGACUCACGCGCGCGCACACACGAAGAGCCCUAUAUUUCUAAUCACAGCCAACUCCUCACUCUCUCCUGGAUAAUCAUGUCUUCAGUUGGAACUGUGUGUGUGUGUGUGGGGGGGGUGUUGCCAUGGUAGCCGGUCAGGUCAGGCCUGUGUGGUAAUCCCUGGCAAUGUGAUUUUUAUCAUAUGUCACAAAUCAGCAUGCCAGGAACCCCCACAGCCCAGACAGUAGGCAUCACGACACAAUCUUGCGCCUUACCCUUUCCCUCAAAAAUUCAAACUUUCCUCUGUGGAUGUGAAGUGUACAGGAAAGAAAGUAAAUGAGUAGACCUUUCCUUUCAUUGGCCACGCUCAGCUAACCUGGCGAUAUGCCCCUCAUUAGUGGAUCAAGAGGGAUUCCAAAAGGCAUGCGGCGCUCGGAGGGAACGCUGGGAUGGGGAGACCACCCGUCUUUCCUUUUAAAGGCUUUGAAGAAAAAAAAA